Molecule: messenger RNA, 4456 nt
Organism: Strongylocentrotus purpuratus (purple sea urchin)
Lineage: Eukaryota; Metazoa; Echinodermata; Echinoidea; Camarodonta; Strongylocentrotidae
Product: sodium/potassium-transporting ATPase subunit alpha-3-like
Exons: 20
Coding region: 25-3210 (1061 amino acids)
Biological process (GO): sodium ion export across plasma membrane; proton transmembrane transport; potassium ion import across plasma membrane
Cellular component (GO): membrane
Molecular function (GO): ATP binding; P-type sodium:potassium-exchanging transporter activity; ATP hydrolysis activity
Source: RefSeq, a predicted model, not a curated record
UAUCACCUGACCUAAUGAAUAUUCAUGAACCUUCACAAUUUUAGUACGCGUGCAUAUAUAGUAGGAGGAAAUUUUGUGUGCACUUUAUUGAUGAUCACGAUGGCUGCCCGUGUGGAGAAAAGCGGAGAGGGCCGUGGCGAAAGCUACCGUGUUGCAGUACAGACUGAGGUCCCUGAUGAUGGGCGCAAUGCUGCUGGCAAACCCAAGAAGGGCAAGAGGAAAGACAAGAAGAGGGACUUGGAGGAGCUCAAGAAAGAAAUGGAAUUUGAUGAUCACAAGAUCUCACUUGAAGAUUUGGUUAUUCGUCUGGAUUCCAACAUCACCACUGGUUUGACUGUCCAGCAAGCAGCUCAUGUGCUUGCCCGAGAUGGACCCAACUCCUUGACCCCACCCCCUAAGACACCGGAGUGGGUCAAGUUCUGCCAGCAAUUGUUUGGUGGAUUUGCCACCCUGUUGUGGAUUGGAUCUAUCCUCUGUUUCCUAGCCUAUGCUAUCGAGGCUGCCACAAAGGAUGAACCGAGCAGUGACAACUUGUACCUGGGUAUUGUGCUUGCUAGUGUUGUUAUCAUCACUGGAUGUUUCUCAUACUACCAAGAAGCCAAGAGUUCUAAGAUCAUGGAAUCUUUCAAGAACAUGGUUCCUCAGGAAGCUCUUGUGCUACGUGGCGGUGAAUGGCACUCCAUCAAUGCUGUGAAUGUCGUCCGUGGUGAUGUCGUUGAGGUCAAAGGUGGCGACAGGAUCCCGGCUGAUGUCAGAGUGGUGGAAUCUAAGUCAUUCAAGGUGGACAACUCAUCUCUGACUGGAGAGUCUGAACCUCAGUCUCGCAGCCCAGAAUUCACAAGUGAUAACCCUCUGGAGACCAAGAACAUCGCUUUCUUCUCUACCAAUGCUUCGGAAGGAACUAUGCGUGGUAUCGUCAUCAGCACUGGUGAUAACACCGUCAUGGGACGUAUUGCUGGUCUGGCCUCUGGAUUGGACGUCGGUGACACACCCAUCGCUAAGGAGAUUGAGCAUUUCAUCCACAUCAUCACAGCUGUGGCUGUCUUCUUGGGUGUAUCCUUCUUCUUCCUUUCUUUCCCUCUUGGAUACAACUGGCUUGAAGCUUGUGUCUUCCUCAUCGGAAUCAUCGUGGCUAAUGUGCCUGAGGGUCUUCUAGCCACUGUCACUGUAUGUCUGACCUUGACUGCUAAGCGUAUGGCCCACAAGAACUGUCUUGUUAAGAACCUGGAAGCCGUCGAGACCCUUGGUAGUACCUCUACCAUCUGCUCUGAUAAGACUGGUACCCUAACUCAGAACAGGAUGACCGUAGCUCACAUGUGGUUUGAUAACACCAUCGUAGAGGCAGACACAACAGAGGAUCAGAGUGGUGGUCAAUUUGACAAGUCUUCACCGACCUGGAUGGCCUUAGCUCGUAUUGCUUGUCUCUGCAACCGAUCUGAAUUCAAGGCUGGACAAGAGAAUGUCCCCAUUCUAAAGAGAGAUACAACCGGAGAUGCCUCUGAAUCUGCCCUGGUAAAGUGCGUUGAACUUUGCAUGUUCAAUGUAACCGAGUACCGUAAGAAGAACAAGAAGGUCUGUGAGAUCCCAUUCAACUCCACCAACAAAUACCAGGUUUCCAUCCAUGAGACCGAAGGAGAUGAUCGUAACCUGUUGGUCAUGAAGGGUGCUCCUGAACGUAUCUUGGACCGUUGCACAACCAUCCUAAUCAAGGGCAAGGAAAUCGAUAUGAAUGAAGAGAUGCAGACUGCUUUCAACAAUGCUUAUCUUGAGCUCGGAGGUCUGGGAGAACGUGUGCUGGGUUUCUGCCAGUGCUACCUGCCAGCUGAUCAAUUCCCUCUUGGCUUUGCAUUUGAUGCUGAUGAUGUGAACUUUCCUCUGGAGAAACUCUGCUUUGUUGGACUGAUGUCCAUGAUAGAUCCUCCUCGUGCUGCUGUACCUGAUGCUGUAGGAAAGUGCCGCUCUGCUGGAAUCAAGGUAAUCAUGGUUACUGGUGACCAUCCAAUCACAGCCAAGGCUAUCGCUAAGGGUGUCGGCAUUAUCUCUGAAGGUAAUGAGACCCGUGAUGACAUUGCUCAACGUCUUGGAAUCCCUAUUGAACAAGUCAACCCCAAGGAUGCUAAAGCGAUUGUUGUCCACGGUACUGAGCUGAAAGACAUAUCCCGUGAAGAUCUCGACGCCAUCUUGGCUGACCAUCCUGAGAUCGUCUUUGCUCGUACUUCACCUCAGCAGAAGUUGAUCAUUGUUGAAGGUUGUCAGCGUGCUGGUGCCAUCGUAGCUGUGACUGGUGAUGGUGUCAAUGAUUCUCCUGCUCUCAAGAAGGCUGAUAUUGGUGUUGCUAUGGGUAUCGCUGGGAGUGAUGUCUCCAAACAAGCAGCUGAUAUGAUCUUGCUCGAUGAUAACUUUGCCUCUAUUGUUACCGGUGUUGAAGAAGGUCGUCUGAUCUUUGACAACUUGAAGAAAUCGAUUGCAUACACUCUAACCAGUAACAUCCCUGAAAUCAGUCCUUUCCUUAUCUUCAUCUUGGCUUCUAUUCCUCUACCAUUGGGUGUCGUCACCAUCCUCUGUAUUGAUCUGGGUACUGAUCUGGUACCUGCCAUCUCCCUUGCCUAUGAAGAGGCUGAGUCUGAUAUCAUGAAACGUCGACCUCGUGAUCCUCAGAAUGACAAGCUUGUCAACGAACGUCUCAUCAGUGUUUCCUACGGACAAAUUGGUAUGAUCCAAGCUUCCGCUGGUUUCUUUGCCUACUUUGUGAUCAUGGGUGAGAAUGGAUUCCUACCCAAUGAUCUCAUCAUGUUGCGUAGCAAGUGGGACGACAAGGCAGUUCUGAAUGUGGAGGAUUCCUAUGGACAACAAUGGGGCUUCUACCAGCGUAAGCAGCUUGAAUACACCUGUCACACUGCUUUCUUUGCCUCUAUCGUGGUUGUACAAUGGGCUGAUGUCAUCAUCUGUAAGACACGACGUAACUCACUCAUCCAUCAAGGAAUGAACAACUGGGUGUUGAACUUUGGUCUGUUCUUUGAGACUGCUCUUGCUGCGUUCCUGUCCUACUGCCCUGGCCUAGAGAAUGGUCUUCGUAUGUACCCACUCAGGAUCGGAUGGUGGUUUGUUGCUUUCCCAUUCUCUCUUCUCAUCUUUGUCUAUGAUGAGUGUCGUCGCUUCAUCCUCCGUCAUAACCCUGGUGGAUGGGUUGAGCUGGAGACAUACUACUGACUCCUUCAAUCCCAAUGCUUCUACCCCGUACCAGAGACCACCACACCCUCUCCGACCCCUCCUCCUCCUCCCUCCUCAUCUGAACCAAUCAGGAUGACUCAAUCAUCCAGCCAUCCACUCAACUUCCACCCUUACACAGCCAGUCAACGGUCAUACCUUCGGGCACACCGCCCCGCCCCAUCCCCUAUCACGACAGCUAUCCUCAAAUCUCUCCCUCCUCCUGAGCUCCUAACCCCUAAACCAGAUCUUCCCUCUCGUCCCAUCAAGGAAGAUCGAUUGGAGAUGCCAGCAGCCCAAGCUCUCAUUCUCAAGUUCGCUGAUAACCUGUGCAAGCAAACUAAACAUUGCCCAGGAAAAACAUUCUCUCGGAUUCUUCACGGAACUCUUGCUUUUUUAAGAUACCCAUACUUCAUCACGAUAUGAAUUUCAAACAAACUCAAAUUUUUAUUCAUAAUACAUUUGAUUUUUAUUCUGUCAUGGUACUAUUUUAAUACUUGAAAUUUCCAUUGUAAAGCUUUAUAAAUGACUGAAAAUAGAAAACUUAUUGAAAAGUAUUCUUUAAGAAACUCAAUUGAUUCAAACAUCAUUCUAUUCAAACUCUUAUUGAUGUUUAAGUAUGCAGAUAUAUUGUUAGUAUUGAAUUUACAGGUGACAACUUUGUGUGAAUGAAAUAUUGUUGAUGUUAAUGCAAGGUUAUCAAUGAGCUUGAGAGAGAAGAAGGCUUCUACGGGGUAGUAGCAUUGGUGUCGUCAUGAUUGUAAUCAAACUAUUAAUUGGUGAAUUAUAUUGUGAAUUUGGUGAUAUAGAAGCAUUUCAUAUAAGAAAAUGCAAGUUUAGUAAGCAUUGAUGUUAUCACAAAUUAUUCAGAGUUCAUUAACAAAAAUGAGGUACAGGAUACCAUUUUCGGCUAGUUAAGAUUAUCUUUUUGGUGAAUUGUUUGGAAAUAAGAAAUUUAUUUAGAGAGUUAUGUCAGUUGAUGUGUAGACUAUGGUUGAAGGCAUAGCUCAUCAAUGCACAUUAGUAUGCACUAUACUUUGUUUGGUGUAGAGAUAAACAUCAACUAACAUAUAUCUUGUACCUCUCUUCUCUGUCCCCAAGCAAAAUAUCAGAAUUUUUUUAAAUGACCAACUGUUCUAGGGCAGUUGAUUUUAAUAAACAUUAAACAUUUUAGAAUUUGUGAUUAAAAAGUAAUAAAUGUGUUCUGGUUGUCCUUGAAUAAUAAAUUGUUUUUAACGUUCCCCUGAAA